CAUUGUGAUAGAGUGAUAACAUUAUCUGCCAACGAUUUCUGAAGGAUAUCGCAUAGAAGUUGUAAUUUGGGUGAAGAAUCGGACAAAAUGGAAUGGAAUUCUCCACUCCUGUUGAUGAUUGGAAGUCCGCAGCAAUGGUAAGAAAUGGGUAUAAGUAUCUUUCAUUGUAUGCUCGUUUUGAGGAUGGGCAAUCAGUUUUUAGCACAUCUCUUUCUUAUAUCAAUCAGCUCUUGAUACUAGGUACUCAAUCUCAGAUUCAUACCGAUCAUCUCCGUCAAAAACGACAUCUAUCGCAUCCGGAAACUCUAAAUCCUCUCCUCGCUCAGACGUCCCACUAGCAUGUCUCCCCCAAUGACUUCCCCCCAAAAUUCCGCAUUAUGGUUGGAACUAUCUGGCAAGCUGGAGGUUAGACCUGCGCCCUAUACUCGACCUCUGAAGAAUGAAAUUGUCGUUAAAAAUGGAGCUGUUGCCGUGAACCCGGUAGAUUGGAUCAAGCAAGAUAUGGGCAGUCUUAUGUUUCCGUGGGCGAAAUAUCCAUUGAUUUCUGGAUAUGAUGUUUCGGGAGAAGUGGUUGAAAUUGGCUCAGAAGUUACACGAUUUAAGGUUGGAGAUCGUGUUACAGGUAUGGCAAUGGGUCUCACGGAAUCAUCCAAUGUCCUGACGCAAAGUGGCUUUCAACUCUAUACUAUCCUUUUGGAUAAUAUGGCUUCGCACAUUCCGCAUACACUAUCUUAUGAGCAAGCUUGUGUGGUACCUUUGGCACUUUCUACCGCAGCUGCCGGGCUUUUUCAAAAGGACCAGUUGGCGCUAGAAUUGCCAUCGUUGUCCCCAAAAUCUACGGGGGAGACUGUACUUAUUUGGGGUGGUUCAACCAGUGUCGGCGUUAACGCUAUACAAUUAGCCGUCGCAGCUGGUUACGAAGUAUUCUCUACCUCAUCUCCCAGAAACUUCGACCUUUUAAAGAAACUUGGUGCAAGUCAAGUCUUUGAUUACAAUAGCAAGACUGCCAUUCCUGAUAUUAUAAAUGCAUUUAAAGGCAAGACUACCGCUGGUGCGGUGUCAAUAGGACAGGGGGCUGCUGAUGCAUGCAUGGAUAUCCUCAAUAAGUGUAGAGGGAGGAAGUUCCUUUCAAUGAUGACUUACCCCGUACCAUUUCCACCACCAAAAAGAUUCAUACUUCCGAAAGUUAUAUGUACAUUCGUUCCUUGGAUAAUUUCCAAUCAAAUUAAGAAGAUGGUCAGAGGAAUUGACAACGCAUUCGUUGACGGCUCAACUGUGGCAAUGAAUGGCGUAGGCAAGGCAAUCUUUGGGGACUUCCUUUCGGAGGCGUUGGAGAAAGGCGUUUUUGUUGCCGCUCCUGAGGCUAUGGUUGUUGGGAAUGGUUUGGAAUCUGUAGAAAAGGGAAUAGAAAUACAGAGGAAAGGCGUUUCUGCUAGGAAAGUGGUAAUAUCGCUGUCAUAAACAAGCUUUUAAGAAAUUUUGUUAAUUAAUUACUUUACAUAGCUCUAUCACUAAUAGUAUUCCUUCGUCUGCAAGAU
This is a messenger RNA of Botrytis deweyae, 1538 nucleotides long. RefSeq lists its product as uncharacterized. Bases 340 to 1461 code for a protein of 373 amino acids. Gene Ontology annotation, molecular function: oxidoreductase activity, acting on NAD(P)H. Lineage: Eukaryota; Fungi; Ascomycota; Leotiomycetes; Helotiales; Sclerotiniaceae. The record is from RefSeq and is a predicted model, not a curated record. The transcript has 2 exons.